Molecule: messenger RNA, 1398 nt
Organism: Auxenochlorella protothecoides
Lineage: Eukaryota; Viridiplantae; Chlorophyta; Trebouxiophyceae; Chlorellales; Chlorellaceae
Product: L-galactonate transporter
Exons: 3
Coding region: 1-1398 (465 amino acids)
Biological process (GO): transmembrane transport
Cellular component (GO): membrane
Molecular function (GO): transmembrane transporter activity
Source: RefSeq, a predicted model, not a curated record
AUGACACCACGUGGCCGCCUCGUGGGGGGAAAGUACUACAGCCUCCAGCGUCAUGGCCCCCCUCAAGCCUUCUGCCAUGUCGGGGCCCAGGCUCCCGCGCCCUACAACCCCAUCAAGCCGUCAUGCAGACCCAGCCUUCCCGCAACUGGGGCCAGGAACGUCGAUACCUGCGCCGUGAAGACCCUGAAGAAGCGGCGGCUGCCCCUGAAUACCACCCGCUCCCCGCUCAACGGUUUCAAUGGCACGCCCGAGGUGCUCCCCGCGGCCCAGGAGGCCCCCAACACCCCGGAUGCCUCCCCCUGGUGGAUGCAGCUGGGCCCCACCUGGAGCCUGUGCGUCCUGACCUUGGCCUACCUCCACCACUCCACCACGGGCUAUGCCCUGCCCGCCCUCCUGCCCAUAAUCUCCGAGGACCUGCACCUGGUGGAUACCCAGGCCGCCACCCUCACCGCAGGCUACACGGUGUUGUAUGCGCUGGCCAUGCUGCCGCUGGGCAUUGCGGCCGACCGUGUGCAGAGCCGGCCGCGGCUGCUGGCCUGGGGUAUCGCCGCCUGGAGCCUGCUCACGCUGGGCGCGGCGCGCACACACAGCUUCGCGGAGCUCCUGGCGGCGCGCGUGGGCUUUGCCGGGGCGCAGGCCACCCAGAACCCAGUCUGCUUCGCGCUCAUCCCCGACCUCUUCCCCAAGAACCGGACCCGCGCCAUGGCCCUGUACAACGCCGCCAUCUACGCCGGGCGCGCGCUGUCUUUCGGCGUCCUCAUGCUGGCCGUCAAGCUGGGCGUGCCCAAGGCCCUGCAGGACAUGCGCUCCCUGCUGUCCAACCGCGGCUUCUUGGCCCUGACCGGCGCGGCGGCCGUCAACGACGUCGGCUCCUGGGCCCUGGUAGCCUGGCAGGGGCCCUUCUACCAGCGCGUCUACGACGUGGGCCCUGAGGUGUAUGCCCCCCUGCUGGCGGUGGUCAUCCCUGUGGGGGGCCUGCUGGGCGGCGUGGGCACGGGGCUGGCCGGCGACUGGCUCCAGCGCCGCGGCCUGGGCUCCCUGCUCACCGUCGGCUCCAACCUGGCCGCCGCGCCGGUGCUGGCCGCCUCCAUGCUCAUGCCCGACCACCGCUCCUCCAUGGCGGUGCUGCUGCUGGGCUUCGCGCUCUCCGAGGCCUGGCGCGCGCCCGCCGCCGUGGCCUUGCGCGACGUGUCGCCGCCGGGGCGUGGGGCCGCGGCCUCCGCGCUGCACCUCUGCCUGCGAAACCUGGUGGGCGGCGUGGGGCCGCUGGCGGUCGCCGCGCUCGCCGGACGCGUGGGCCUGCAGCACGCCAUGCUGCUCGUCCCCGGCUGCUUCUUCACCUCGGGCCUGGGCUUCUGGGCGGUGUCUCGCCUGAACAAGGCGCAGGCGGGGCGGUGA